GGGACCGAGGUGCCCAAUCUAGGUUAGCAACGGUUGUGGGGAUGUAGGACGGCUAUAUACUCGCGCCUGAAGCUUUAUACAACAGUUUUUCAAAGUGAUUCAUUUGCUUUACUCGUUGGAAUACGAUACUGACUAAAAAAAUGAUCAAGCCGAUCAUCACCCUUCUCCUCAUGGGGAUAGUUAUGGUAGUAGCACAAAGAAGAUUAGCAUUACCAGAUCCAAGAAGCUGCGCCAACAGGGUGCGCCAUGCGACUUACAGGGACGCCAGGGGUGUUACGCAUUCGUAUUUCUUCAGCUGGGAACACUCGCCAACGAGAAAUCUCGAAGUGGACUGGCUAGACUCGAGGAAUAUUUGCAGGAGGCAUUGCAUGGAUGCCGUGUCUUUAGAGACGCCUCAAGAAAACGAAUUCGUUAAACAGAGAUUGGCAAGAGGAAACGUUAGAUAUAUCUGGACAUCCGGUCGUAAAUGCAACUUUGCCGGUUGCGACAGACCCGACCUCCAGCCACCAAACAUUAACGGUUGGUUUUGGUCCGGUUCCGGAGCAAAAAUCGGACCGACCACCCAGAGAAACACGGGGGACUGGAGUCACACCGGAGGAUAUGGACAAGCUCAACCUGAUAAUAGAGAAGCAGCACAGGGCAACGAUGAGUCUUGUCUGGCUAUUUUGAACAACUUCUAUAACGACGGCGUGAAAUGGCACGACGUAGCCUGCCACCAUUUGAAGCCGUUCGUCUGCGAGGACAGCGAAGAACUCCUAAACUUCGUGGCUUCUAGAAACCCCGGCAUUCGUCUCUAGAAACGGUUUUGAUGGGAAGAAGAGACAAGAUGUACCUUACACUUUACCCCCACUCUUUAUAGUUAAAAAGAAAUACAAAUUGGUGGACUUCUUUUUUGAUUUUUCGGACCUGCUGAUAUCGAGUUUCAAUGACUUUUAAGCUGAGUGUAGAUAUACGUAGCGAUUUUUAUAUAUCUUUAUACUAAAUUAUGAUUUGUAAUUUUAGAAUCUAUUUAUAUAAAUACCUGAAUAGUUUAAUUUGCGUUUAUUUUUAACGGUUCAGUCCAUAAAUUAAAACAAACCAUGUACUUAUACUUAAAGUCAAACGCCUAUUGUCACUCGUUGAAGAAAUAGAAAAGUUUAGUUUUCAGUAGUUAUAUUUGCUAUAUCAUACGUAGAGUGUUUUUAUUAAAACUGCCUUUUUCCAAAUAUUGAUGACGGGUUAUGUGGGAUCAGUGUAAAUAAUUUUGAGAUAGCAUGAAGUGUUUUUUUUUUUCGAAUAAAAUAAAGCAACUGUAGGAAUGCGUCAAAUGUAAAUCGUGAAAUAGAAUUAAAAGGUCUCGAGAAACACAG
Messenger RNA from Cylas formicarius (sweet potato weevil), 1349 nucleotides. RefSeq lists its product as uncharacterized. The transcript is spliced from 5 exons. The record is from RefSeq and is a predicted model, not a curated record. The coding region runs from base 141 to 797 and encodes 218 amino acids. NCBI's taxonomy places the organism in Eukaryota, Metazoa, Arthropoda, Insecta, Coleoptera, Brentidae.